ACACACACACUCGGAUGGCUUCUCAGUUCUCACCGUUUUUAGCCCAGCUAACGCUAAGCUAACUUAGCCAAGCUAACUAGGCUAAGCUUGUUGGUUCCAUCGUAAUGAUCUUGCUUUAGUCAGUUAGCUAGCUAUAACCAGCUAACACUCUAAGCUAACCAGGCUAACGCGCUUCACGAUUUUUUUCCCCACAGUCGUUAAAACUGUUGUUUGUUUUUAUUUAUUUAUUAUUAUUUUUCUCAAAACGCGACGUCGUCAGCGAGCCUAGCCGCGGUUAACGCUAACUAGCUGACUGUUACGCUAUCGGCGCAAACAUCGAGGUCAGCGGGCUAAUCUCCCCUCAGGCUGCCGGGGUCGGUAGCAUGUCGGAUGAGGAUUCGCGUGCCAGCUCCAGCUCCUCUUCAUCCUCCUCCUCCUCCUCAGCUGCUCACCAGCAAGCGGAGAAAGACACACCUAGCAAGAAGCGAGAGAGCAAAGCCAACAUGAGCAAGACCUCCAAACUCCUCUCCACCAGCGCCAAGAGAAUUCAGAAGGAAUUGGCUGAUAUCAUGUUGGAUCCUCCACCAAAUUGCAGUGCUGGUCCAAAAGGAGAUAACAUCUACGAGUGGAGAUCCACCAUCCUGGGUCCUCCAGGCUCUGUGUACGAGGGAGGAGUCUUCUUCCUCGACAUCGCCUUCACUCCAGACUACCCCUUCAAACCCCCCAAGGUGACGUUCCGUACGAGAAUCUACCACUGCAACAUCAACAGUCAGGGCGUGAUCUGUCUGGACAUCCUGAAGGACAACUGGAGCCCCGCCCUCACCAUCUCCAAGGUCCUGCUGUCCAUCUGCUCCCUGCUGACAGACUGCAACCCUGCCGACCCUCUGGUGGGAAGCAUCGCCACGCAGUACACAACCAACAGACCGGAGCACGACAGAAUAGCCAAACAGUGGACCAAGCGCUACGCCACAUAAUCACCUGCAGGGAGGACGGAGAGCUGCUGGUUGGGGCGAGUGGGGUGGGGGUUUAACGGGGUUUAGGGGAGGGGUUGGGGGAGUUGUGAGGGUGGGAGUGGGGAGGAGGAUGUAUAUGAAUGGUGGGGGGGGGGUUGGCGGGGGGUAACGGGAUUCAGCCGUGGGAUAAUAGAGAGCAGGGAGGAUUUUUAUGGUGGGAUUUAAAGUCUUCUUCUUCUUUUUUCCUGAUAUUGUCAUUAUUACGUGUGACCUUUUUCUUUUUCUCUUGACCCGUGUAGAAUCAUGAUUUGGCAAUAAUGGAUCUUAAUGUGUCUUCCUUUAUGUUCUGCUCUUGUAAAUUGAUUUUAGUUAGUGCUUCAAAAGGACCUUCAUUUAUAAACCCUGAUUGCUUGUAAAAUGAAAUCACAGCAUGACCCUCUGGUACCAUGUCUGACUGUAAUGUAUUUCCCUUCUGCUAUUAAAGUUACAUUGGAUGUA
Messenger RNA from Astyanax mexicanus (Mexican tetra), 1430 nucleotides. It is a transcript of the gene ube2e1, whose product is annotated as ubiquitin-conjugating enzyme E2E 1. The transcript has 6 exons. Gene Ontology annotation, cellular component: nucleus. Bases 363 to 953 code for a protein of 196 amino acids. Gene Ontology annotation, biological process: protein polyubiquitination. Gene Ontology annotation, molecular function: ubiquitin conjugating enzyme activity. The record is from RefSeq and is a predicted model, not a curated record. Lineage: Eukaryota; Metazoa; Chordata; Actinopteri; Characiformes; Acestrorhamphidae.